Molecule: messenger RNA, 967 nt
Organism: Drosophila montana
Lineage: Eukaryota; Metazoa; Arthropoda; Insecta; Diptera; Drosophilidae
Product: enoyl-CoA hydratase domain-containing protein 3, mitochondrial
Exons: 4
Coding region: 11-862 (283 amino acids)
Cellular component (GO): mitochondrion
Molecular function (GO): hydro-lyase activity
Source: RefSeq, a predicted model, not a curated record
ACAGUUUAAUAUGCUUCGAAAUCUGCCGAAUGGACUUAAAUUGUGCGGGCGUCUAGUGCCAAUUCGUUUCGCAAGUAAUAUAAAUGCCGAGGAGUUCGUAAAGGUUAAAAAUUUCCAAGGCGUGCGUGAAAUCACAUUAUGCCAUCCACGUACACGAAAUUCCCUAUCGAUGGACAUGAUGUGCGUCCUGCACGAGGCACUUAUCGCGGAUCGGGACAGUGUGGAGCUGCGAUGCGUUGUACUGACGGCCGAGGGCAAAGUUUGGUCCGCUGGCCACAAUUUAAAGGAACUGCAGCCCAGCGAUCUUCAAUUUCGGGACUCCGUUUUCCAAAAGUUAACCGACAUUGUGCUGGACAUACAAAAGUUGCCUGUGCCGGUGAUCGCUAAGGUUAAUGGCUAUGCGGCUGCGGCUGGCUGUCAGCUGGCGGCUUCCUGUGACAUUAUUGUGGCCUCGGACAAGAGCAUGUUCUCCACGCCCGGUGCAGGCGUUGGCGUAUUCUGCAACACGCCCGGCGUGGCCGUCGGACGCGUCAUGUCGCGCCCCAAGUCGGCGUACAUGCUAAUGACUGGCCUGCCUCUAAGCAGCCAGGAUGCCUAUGUGGCUGGUUUGGUCACCAAAGUGGUGCCGGAAAACGAGCUGGACAAAACAAUUGAGGAAAUUGUCUGUGCCAUCAGAGAAAAAAGUCGUGCAGUUAUCGCCCUCGGCAAGGAUUUCUACUAUCAACAGCUCAAUAUGCCGCUCGAGGAAGCCUACAUUAAGGCCAAGGCAAAAAUGAAUGAAAAUCUGCAAUUAGAAGACUGCAAGGAGGGCAUGAGCAGCUUCGUUGAGAAGCGUGCGCCCAAAUGGAAGCAUACCAAAUGAGAUCUGUCACGUGCCGAGAUAAAUUAUCAUUUGUAUGGACCCGACCAAAUGUGCAUUUACUUAUGUAAAGACAAAUAUAGUUUAGAACUUGUUAUGCUUUUUAAA